AAAUGAGAAUUGUUUUAUUAGUUCUAUUAAGCAUGGUAGUAUUGAUAUAAGAUAAUAGGCAUUAUGUAAAAUAGGCACAGAUCCAAAGAUUGUGUUAGCAGAAAUUGAUGAUCAUCAUAUGGGUAAAACAUUCUUGAAUGCAAUCCAAAUCAGUUUGGCAACAGGUUCACCUGUACAUGAGAUUUAAAGUUACAUAAACAAUAUUAGGUAUAUAAUAACCUUGAUUGUAGAUUUAUGUUAGAAUAAGAAUAAAAAGAUGCUGAUCUUUAUAUUCAAAGUACAUAAGCAUCAUGCAAUAGAUUAUUACAUGAUUUUUCAACAAAUUUAGCUUAUCAUUAAAGUUAAUUAAAAGCUCAUUCGAAAAUUGUUGAGGUUUAUAAUUGAUUCUUAAUAAAUAGGAAAAUACAAAUAAUCUUUAAAGAUCUCUUAAUAAGAUUGCAGAAGUUUCAGUUGAAAUAGAAGAGAAUACUAAGAAAACAAAUGCAGGAUAGAGUGAAAGAGAUUUAUAAUAUGCAGAAUUUUAAUCUAAAAUAAAAGAUCAUACAGAAGCUAUUGCUGCUAUUGAUGAAGCAUAUGCACUUAUUGAACAUUUAUCUAGUGGUUCAUCAUUUAUUUAAGUUAAAGGAAGAUUCAAUAAAGUCUUAUAGAGAUUAUAAAAGUAUAUCUAUAAUCUUAAAUUAUUAGUUAAUCCACUGGAUUAUUAUUCUAACCUAUACUUACAAUGAUGACAUAAUUAUCAUCCAAAUCUGAUUCAGAUACAGCUAAGAAAGUAUUACAAUUGUUGGCCAAUUUAAGAGUUCAAAUUGUCGAAAGCAAAGGAAAUGAUGAAUCAAUUGAAAAAUAAUAAAGUUUAAAUUGGUAAUAAUUCCUAUCAGACUUAACAAACGAAAAAAACACAUUGUAUAUUCUAUUAUUUAUAUCAAUAAUAGAUCUGACUAAAGAUAGAAUUUAGAAUAAGCUAUUUUAAAUUAUUAGAGUAUAAUUGAAGAAUCAGAAGGCAAGGUUGAGUAUCAUUCUGCUGAAGUUGAAAGAAACUAAGUAAAAAUUAAUUUAAAUUAAUAGAGUAAUUUGGAAGGAUAAGAUUAAUGGUGUAGAUAAUAAUAAGACAUUUAUUAAAUGGAAACAUAAUCAAGAGUUUAGAGCCAAGAUUUAAUUUCAAGAAUAUCAGAUCAUAUUUAAGAUAAGAUAGUUACUCUUAAAGAAUAUCUAAGAGAAAGACUUCAAAAUUGAGUAUCUAAACAUUAAAAAAAUAAAUCCAC
This is a messenger RNA of Paramecium sonneborni, 1259 nucleotides long. The record is from the annotation of a GenBank genome assembly. NCBI's taxonomy places the organism in Eukaryota, Ciliophora, Oligohymenophorea, Peniculida, Parameciidae.